Messenger RNA from Amoebophrya sp. A25, 9176 nucleotides. Lineage: Eukaryota; Dinophyceae; Syndiniales; Amoebophryaceae. The record is from the annotation of a GenBank genome assembly.
AGUCAAUAUUGAUCAACAGAACUAGGUGUUAGAGUGAAGAUCAUCUUCUCUGUGUAAGGUGGCUUUUAAGAGUUGGAAAAAGUAAGACAAAAAUUGACAUAAGCAAGAAGUUUCUGCUUAGUCUUGAAAUAAAGAUUUGGCGUUCGUGCUCUGUCUCCGCAGCGUUCCCUUUGUGGAGUUACUUAGUACGUUGGCGUUCCUGGACCUACGUUAACGUUUCUGGACCAAUCCUGCUGUCGUCGCCCCACCGAGAAAAGUACGAAAAGGCAGCUGUCGAGGAAAUCCGUCGAUCCCGUUUUGCCGAUUUCUUUCAAGAGGCCACAGAAGUUUCAGGAUCCGCCUUGCUCGUCAAUACCAAGAAGACCCCAGCAGCAGGACAAGAUGUCUGCCCUCAAACGAUUUGAAGAGCGAUGGCGUACCGGAAAAGGUGGCUCCGGGGUGUCUCAAGAGCACCUUUUCGAAUGCCACAAGGCCUUGAAACAACACUUGGAAGCAUCUGGUGAACAUGUCGACUUGCCGCAGCUCUACUGCAUCCUGUUGGGAGAUCAAGGUGUGGGAAAGACUACCUUCAUGACGCGCUUGACGCAACAGGUAUCAUCCACUAAUGUCUAUAUCAUCCUUUUCACUUCACCAGGCGUUUUUUGCACUGAAAGAUAUGGAGCCUCUACAGUUAGAAUUAGAAAGCUUCAUCUUAUUAAAGAUACAAUUUUUGUUCACGUUCAUCUUUGUUUCGUGAGAGUGAGACGAGUUUUAUUCGAUUCGAACAUUUGCAUCAGAAGACGGGGAAUCAGAUAGUACGAAGUAGGUUGUUUAUUCCAAAGUUGCCAAGAAGUUGAUGAAGUUCUGUCGUAAUGUGUUAUAAUGCUUAAAAAGUCAUGCCUUUAUCUUCGUUGGCGAAUUCGUCCUACUUCAAAGAUUGACAUGUCAAACAACUCCUACAGGUUUGUUUCCCCUUGCGCAUGGAGCAAGACCACGAUAAUCGCAAUCCAAAUUCCAUGAAGCGUGCAGUGAAGACUCCGAUUCUGUGCGAGGUUAAAAGUGGCCAGGAAAACGUUGCUUCGCUGACGUGCGGAUCCACGCGCAAAUUAGAUCGUGUCCCAAUUUCAGCAUUGGCAAAUGAGUUGCAUAAUUAAGGCAAUAAUGGUUUUUUGCAAAUUUUGUCACAUGAUAGUAGGUGGGCUACGACAAAGAGGGAAAGGUGGGUAUGGACCUUAGUUCAUACCAAGCGUGUAGGCCUAAUUCUAAUAUACGAACUCAUGUAUCUUUUAACCUUCGAAUCAGCGCCAUUUUGAAAUCUGUUGCGAUGAUCAUCGUAUCCUAGUCGAAGUAGAAGUGGUACUUGAUUACAUACAAAGCAAACGCUACGUCAAGCACGGAACGGAAGCCACACCUUCUAAUAGUAAGACCAGCAACCCGAGGAUGCCGCUGCAUCCAAUUCGCAGGCGAAUCAGAUCGCGGAGGUUUCGAUUCAAACGACACAACCUACGUUUGGUCUCAAGGUCUUGGAUACUGUCGGACUUCCUCGUGGAGCUGGUGAGAAUCUGGGUGAGGCGGCUGACCUGGCAGAAAAAAUAAUCAAUGCACAGAGAGCGGCUAUUGCGAACGAGUUGCUCUCGUCCCAAACACGAGGACGCAAGUUAAGGCCAUCAUGAUGGAAGAGCAUAGAUACUGAGAUUCUCGAAAAAGUUCCAGUACGUUUUGCUGAUUAUACUAGAGGAGGUGUCGUGCUUUUAGAAUUCUUGAGUAAUAUACUUUGAUCUUGAUGCUUGUUCUUGAUGACCGGGGAUUCGCAAUUGAGCACCUAUCGUUGUACACUACGUGAAAAACAAUGAACGUUCAAAGAAACUCGUCUAAGAUGGAAGAGCAAGCCAGUGGGCGUCUUGCUACACCGCAUCGAUGUCCCGAUUGAAGAGGCCACGUGGCCCUACUCUCUCGUGGAGAACGGUCUGGCACGUUGUACAACCACUGUUAUGGUGAAGUAAAGUAAGUGCACCGCUUCUAUUGCCAGCAUAGUAAAAAGGAACUGGAAGUGCCUUCUGGCGUUUUUUCGACUCCUCCUGGAAUUUCUCACGAACGACGAACUCGAGUGGAAAGUUUUUGUCGGAUAGUUUCGUGUUAAUCUUCGUCAUCGACGUCCAAGUCAAUCUACUUUAAAGGUUUAUCUUCGAUGUCAAAGUCUUUGUGAAUGUUGUGGUUGUUUUUGUUAUCACGCGACACCUCUAACUCUAGCCAACUGGUGGUGGUGCUGACUCGCGUGGACCAAUUGCCGAUUGCCCAACUUGUGAAAUCUGUUUUGAUUCCUGAUCCCGACAACGUGCCGGCUCUGAAAAGUGGCCCUCUACCGGUUUCUCCUUAUGAGAUCGUAGCCGCGUUGCGCCAGUAUUUUCUGGACACAGCUGGGCUCCCGCCUCAGACUCAGGUCUUUUUCGUCGGUGGCUUUGGGGGAGAUUCGCAGCAGUUGCUGUACGAGGCAGGCGGUUAUCAAGGUGGAGGGUAUCAACGUACUACUACUAAUUCGUCCUCCAACAACGGUGCCCGAGGACCUGGCGCAGCUGCGGGAGCUGGUGGCCCUGCAGCCGACCAACCUGAUCAGGAAGACCGCCAAUCGAUCUUAUUUGACUCUUUUCUGAAUCACCGAAGCUGGGGAGAGGCCCAAGCAGAUGAACGCAUGCGUCGCCUGCUCUCGGUGGCGGAACGCGCACGCUGGGAAGAAUCAGGAUACAUUCAGCUACGUGAAAACACGGAACCGGAAAGAGCGCAAUUGGGUACUUCUAGUUUUUGGCAUCCGCUACUCAUUGUAGAUUCUAAGAUGAUGUUGGCAAGAGAAGAUGGGUACUGCUGGUGCAGGAGCGCUUACUUGCGUUUUCAGAUUGAGCGAUAGAUACCUUUUCGGACCUGGCCAUCGGCAUUUCGAUAUAGAGUGGAUCUUCAAUCAUGCCGAUGGAUUGACUUCUCCUCGACAAUUGAUCUAAGUCGUUGAUCCGCGUUGCCCUUACCUGAAAAUACGCUUACACCAUUGAUGCAAGCAUACUAUUCAUGUCAUUUGACCAAAGCAAUCUCAAUCCUACUGCUCAGAUGGGAUGUUGGGGAUGGAUGCUGUGGUUGCGUACUUGCAGCGCGGUCAACUCGAGGAACCCCGCAAGGUUGCAGCCGCUUGUUUGGCCACUGUCGAGAAAAAGCUGGUCGCGGCCUCUCAAUCUCGUCGAACGACUGAGCGUGACUUCCGCGCACAGGAGAAGCACAAGCUGACGGCUGACGUCCAGAAUUUGAUCAAAGUUAUGAUAACAGCUCCUGAGCAAUUUCACGACCACAAAGACGCUUUUUUUAUAAAGUCGUUGUAAUUAGAUGUAGGCCUCCACCACCUUCACGUGAGUUUGAGAUUAAAUCUCCAGCACGUCCUCUAAGAAAGAUUCCUGUGAGCGUUUUUUCUCGCUUUCGGUUGACGGAGGCUUGAACCCGCAAGACCGCGCCUUCGAUUUCUUCGAGAAGAUGGAACCCUCUUUAGGUUUUUCCUUGUCCGAGGAACGUCGUAUCUGUGAAGUUUUGACUGACAACCUCUUUCCGAACUUCCCGGAGAACGGAAAUUACGAAUCUCCGCAAAUGCUCAACCAGAAGCAGCUACAAGAAGGAAACGAUCAGGAACACGACAUGUUUGCGGAGCCAACCAGUGCGAUCCUGACCCUGAAACCAAGUAACGCGAUGUCCAACAUUCUCGAAGGUCGACAAGGUCACGGAUCAGGAGCAGCUGGUCAGGACACCACCCUUGCCCUCAAGGGUGUUGACAGCACAGACCCCUCGGACAAGUCUGAACCCCCGCAUUUGAGUGGCAGAGCGUUGGUUGUCGCACAGAAACAACACCUGUUCACUCAGCUCCGAGAGAUUUGCGGUACCGACAACGAGUCUGCCGUUAACGGCAGAAACUAUAUUUAUGAAGAAGCUGUAUCCCAUAUCAGUGCCUGUAUUUUUGUUGCUCCUGCUGAAGUUGAUCAUUGUAAUUCAAAAAUAAUGUCAUAUGAUCAGAUUAUCGAGAUUAUGUCGAUGUGAAUGCAGACAGAAAACUACUUCGAGAACGAACUGCAGCUCGUGAAGUAGACUGUCUCCUUCAAUAGAUAGUCUCGUACCUGCUCCCCGCGUCUAAUGCCUGUUGGAUGUUUUGUCCAUGCGUUCUUUGCGUGAUUACUCAUUGAUGCUGGCACUGUACCCAAAGCAGACAGUCGACACCCGUCUGUUGCUAAAGCGUGCCAUCAAGGGUCCCACUAGUCGCUCCGAAGGCGGAAACGACAUCGAGCAUGCUCUUGCGCAGCAAACCUACCGCGACUUUGCUGCGGUCUUCUACGGUGACCGCGAUCAGGGAGGGGCCAACCUGUAUGCGGCCACGCGAUUGGCCCUGAACAUUUACGUCCAGAUGGAUGCGGCUGUGAAAACGGUUUGUUUUGAUGCAGCUCCGCAAAACGUUGUCCGCACCAGUCGGAUGUGCGAAUUGCUGGCACGACAGCAGCACGACGGAAACCUGAGCGCGGGUGACUUUGCUGUGCUCGAAGAGCGUGGGAACUCUGUUGGCAGAGGCGGCAAUUUGCUUAUGCUGCUGGACUAUUCAUAAUGUAGUCGAUGGACAUGAUCAACCCAAUUUUAAGUUUUUAUCGAUGAGGCAGAUUUUUUGUAACGGAGCUCAUCGUAAUUAUCAAAUGGGCGUAUAGACAGAGGUCCACAGCAAAGACUAUGUAUAACGCCUCACAAGAUUAUAACCCAUUCUCUAUCUCUAAUUCCCUCUCCGGUGGUUGCGGAGGUUCUGGGUCUGGACACGGACCGGAGUUAAUAGGCAAUAGGGCUUCGAAUGGUCGUGACGCCGCUGCUGUGUUGCGCUCUUGCAACCGCGAAGUGUCCCGUGCUUUGCCAUUGGAUCUGCAACCACUGCGGACCGCGAAUGACGGCCAGGCUCGAACCGAGCGCGGCAAGCAGUAUUACCUUCGUCGCGUGCUGCAAGAGCGCGAAGAGAUGCGCGAUUUCUAUGGAGACGCAGACGAUUUCUUGGUACAACAGGAAGAUCAGGAUGACGAACCGUGCUGCACUACAGGACAUGGCCUUGAUGGUCUCGGUGGAGGUGGACUGAACAAGACUGGAGACAAUGUUUCUGCAUCUGCGGACAAUCAUGAAGGCGGUGCAUCAUCGUGUACUGGCAAUGACCUCCCGACUCCAUGGGCCGACGUGCGUGCGGUGCUGCAUUACUUCUUCUUCUAUCGGCCGCGAGAGGAAGUGCGCGCUAGACUGGAUGAGGUGACUAGGGGUGUGGGAAAGACGCUCACGCCUCAGGGCUCCCUUUUGUUGCAACACGUUGGCACUUUUUUGUACCAAAAUCCGACUUACAUGCAAGAAUGGUCCGAGCACUACCCGAGAAGUAGCUACUCGCAGCUUUUCGCCGACAUUGGCAUCUCCGAGCACCAGGAUCGCGAUGCGGCAGACGCAGGAGCUGAGGGAAGUGGAGAUGCACUGGAGGACGAACAAGCCCGCAAAGCGGCCGACCGCGAGGCACGCCGCGAGGCCCGACGACAGCGUGAGCGUGAGCGCAUCGCUCAAGAGGCAGAAGCUAACAUUACGGCCAAGUAAUACAAUUAGGCUUUUCUUCUACAACUCGAACUCGUAAUCAGUUCUCACUCUUGUUCGCAUUUUGAGAUAGAAUGAAUGAGACUAUGAGUAUGAAAACACUGUGGUACAAGAAGCAAACAAGAAGCAAACAAGGAAGAAGCGAUACCCAGGUGGAUCUAAUUUUUGUAGCGGUGGCGGACGCAACAGCAUUGUGAGCGCGCGUGGAUCCCGGAGUAAAUCGUCGCGUAGUCGCCGCCAUUCUACGAUUGCAGAGAAUGAGUCGGAUAUUUUCGAUGCUGAAUCGACCUCCUUGGACAGCAGUGGGCGUGGCGUCGAUUCAGAAGCAACCACGGUAGCAUCAAGGCCUUCCUCUCGACGCGAACGAGGCCGCUCGGUUGACGGCCUUGGCGAGGACGGAGAAUCGACGAUAGAUGAAAAACGAUCCAGUAGGUCGAAGUUAUGACAAAUCGUUGUUCUCUCCUACGUCUGGGAUGAAAACAUCAGGAUCAUGCAACCCUGUCACCUAGUACUGAAAGUACUGUUUUUUAUUUUCUGGGCGCACAUCUUUUCCUAUGAAUAUACUUAGAUGUAAUUGAUGUACUUCCAAUAAGCGCUGUUCCUGCUCGCUUCUUCCUCUAAUACCAAGUGCCGGAGCCACCUCUUCGCGCCGUUACUCAACAUACCCAGACGUCCUCUGUCCGAACUAUUACACUUGGUACAACCAAUACGAGCGCAAUCGUCCAUUCUCGAAGGGUGAGCUGGCUCGUCACGUUGCUGCUGAGAAGGUUAUGGCAUGGUCCGCUUGUUGUAAGUACUUGAAGGAACUGAGACGACUUCUACUCCAUUUCCGGCCUGUAAUACUACCGAUAACAAUCUUCUUUACGUAGUUAAUACGAGAUCUACCACUAGAACAGAGAAAUCAUGAUCGGAGUGUUCACUCCUCUAAGCACUCUCGUCAACUUGUUACGCCUCGUGAUGCGGCUCAAGUGAUUGCGCGCGCUUUGACUGCCAACGUGUCACCGUUCCACGUGACACGCCCUGACAAUUUGGCGAUGCCCAACACUGCAAUUGUCGAGGAGCAACCUUUCUCUGAACGCAGUAUGUCCUUCGUAUACCAGAGAAACCUCUCGGAAGGCAUGGUGCAGAGCGUCAACGCAGCGCUCUGGCUGGCAGCGGAGGCCCUCGCGCCUUUCAAAUCGCCAGACGCUGGCAAGACACUCGAAAAAAUGUGCCAGGAGGGGUACAUCUGGGUUAUUUAGAAGCUUCAUGUUGAUCUUGAUCCGUCACACUCACGUUUAGGAUUCGCUGUAAACUUUUCUUUUACAACCACGACUGCCAUUCCUUUUUAUUAAGAGGAUUUCGUAGUAGUUAUAGUUUUCAGUUCUUUCACCUGCUUUAGCUACAAGUUCUCAUAAUCUUCAGUUUUAUGCCAAAAUGAUACUUAUUCCAGGUUGAUGUCUUUGUACCUGGGCUACCGUAAGCCCUUGCCUGCAGCGGAGCGACCACACGAGCUGCUGUUUUUGUCUCUUGAUGUGGUAAUUCCGGUUUUGUACCGCUUUCGCGGUGAUCUUUUCGCAAUAUAUGCCAAUGACCCGACGGCGACUGCAGAGCAUUUUUCAUGGUUGAAUCUAUCACCCGAUCACGAAGGCGAAUACGACUGCGCGGACUACCAGGACGACCUGGAACAAGAUCAUGUUGGCGCGGAGCAAGGCCGCGCUGAUCACAGUGGAGGAGGUACUUCUUUUGAAUUCGUUCUUCCGAGUAUACUGAUGUAACGAUCUGCUGCUUCUGCUAGGUAACAACUAUUACUAUUACAGCAAGAACAAAACAAUGUGAGUAGUUAAUGUCAACUCUUUUCCUAGAUGAAGAAGGAACGAUCGAUAGAACUAUGACCACUCGAUCCUAGAAUUACAAUUCCUGUUGCACUUGUUCGCAGCUGCUCCCCGCGCGCGCACAAGCUUUUCUUGGUUAGAGCGCAAGGUCUUUUUGAAGAGCCCUCUAGCUGAUGCCGUGUUGAGUAAAUUCGAGCGCGCGCACACCGACGAGCAGCGACUGCGCAUCGUGGACAACAUCGAAACCUGGAACGAGUACUUCAAUCAGGGUAACCGCGAGGCCUUGCUGGUAGACAUGCUGCAACUGUUAUCACAGCACCGAUACGAGCACGUGAAUUCAGCGGAAAAGCUGGAAGAGCGUAUGCGGUUGGCACGAAGCGAGGAGUUCUUCUGGAAAAACGUCAAAGACCGCCUUCAGGAAUACUCGACGUACCUCUAGAAAAACACUGGUGUUGGUCGUCGCUCACAAUUUCACCCACGACUUACCACGUCUUUUCUGGGAUAGCCAUAGAAGUACUCGUCACAGCAGCGGAUGGGGGAGAAAACGGAGGCUUUACUCGUCUUGCGAAAAUACUAUUCCUUCUCUCUUCUCCUCUCACAGAUAGCAGUGGACACUAACAAUGUAGCAGUAGCUGGCUUCUUUCGCAUCAUAUGCCGCAAGCAAAUAUGUAUAAAUAUGGUGAAGAUUUUUUUCGUUCUAGAAGCUUCUACUUCAUACCGAGAGCAACGAACUGCAUGAUAAUAUCAUUCCUGAAUUACAUACUGCAUUGUCUCAACAUAUGCUUAUUAUGAAUGUGUAUCCGUCUAAAUAAACAGUCUACUAAAAUAACAUAAUGACGUUUACUAGCUCUGCGGCAAGCAAUGUUCUUCUAUUUCUAACACAUAUUUUAAUAUAUCUUCAUGAUCAUCACUCAACAUUAACAUCUUCAUUUAUCCUCUAACUAUCCCAAAAACUAUUAACUUCGUCGGUUUGUUCUGAACAUGAACAAGACACUUAUGUCUAUGUGUUUUUCUGUCAUUUUCACGUCUUCCUUAUCAACAUACUUGCGCAUAAUAUGAGCAUCACACGCAUAUCUACGAAUGAUAGCCUCGCAUGAGCAGGGACGGGGUAAAGAUGCGAUAACUGUAGCGGUUGUGGAAAAAGUACAUGUUUAAGUCGAAAUUCUCGAUUUCGUCGUUGGUUUUCUUUCUUGCUCUGGAUUAUUGAACCUGAAAGUGAUUUAGGUACGUGUACAAAACUCAAAAUUACACUCAGCUGCCUUCAAAAAUUGCAUAAUUGCUCUUACUCUUAGUCAUAAUGAUUUCUUCGUAUUGCUUGAAUCCGAUCAACAACAUGAUAUCGUUAUGUAAAAUCCGUAGUUCAAAAUAUUCUCUCCAUCGAGAAGCUCGAGUUAUUGAUAUCCAUUCUCUUCAGAAUCUCUUGUACAGAUGAUCGUCGCAUGAAUAGAAAAACAAGGGUUGAGAAUAAAGUUAUAACUAUCUUGCGAGAAGACCACGAGAAGUGAUUCCUUGCUCGGUAACAUCCAUAGGCAUGUGAAUGCGUUGCAGGAUACACCAUGGAAAGCUGGAUCGUUUUUCUUCUAGCGUCUACAGCAGCAAAUCAUGAAAUGCGUGCUAUCCUUGCAUGAAGGUACUCAAGCGCAGUGAAUACCAGAAAGGUGCAUUGUGAUGCCCCGACAGGGUACAAGUUAGCCCUGGUACGGUACAAGUUGGAAGGAACCUACACAGGAUAGUACAGAGAGAAAUACUGCGUACUGAGUG